AUGGCAGUCUCAUUCCUUAACUUCCUAUCAGGCCUCUUUGGUUGGGUCUACUUCUUCGCAUGGAGCGCGUCCUUUUACCCUCAGCCCUUGCUAAACUGGCGUCGUCGCUCCACUACCGGGACCACCGUCGAUUUCCCCUUGAUCAACGUCCUCGGCUUUGCUGCGUACUUUAGCUCAAAUGUAGCUUUCUACUACUCGCCAGAGAUCCGUGCCCAGUAUGCUGCGAGACACAAGGGCCUUGAAUCCACCGUGCAGUUUAACGACAUCACUUUUGCGCUCCAUGCGCUGGUCCUCUCCAUCAUCACAACCUCGCAGUACCUCUCACCUGCUCUGUGGGGGUUUGCUCCCAAUCAUGGAAACCGCCCCAGCCGCUUCAUCCUCGGGGUGUCAGCCGGUUGUAUUGCUGGGGUUCUGUGCACAUGGAUUAUUGUUUCUGCUUCGCCUGGAAACGAUGCUGUGUAUGACUGGGUCGCUCUCGAUAUCGUCUACGCUGUCGGCUAUGUCAAGCUCAUUAUCACUCUAAUCAAGUACACACCCCAGAUCAUCACCAACUACAAGAAUCAGAGCACCGAGGGCUGGAGCAUCUGGCAGAUUCUCUUUGACCUCACUGGUGGUGUCCUCAGUGUCAGCCAGCAGGCCAUCGACAGCUACCAGCUCGGUGACUGGAGCGGCAUCACUGGCAAUCCUGUUAAAUUUGCUUUGGGAAAUAUCAGCAUGAUCUUCGACUCCAUAUUUAUGGCCCAGCACUACGUUUGGUAUCGGGAUGCUGAGAACACGCAAUCCAACGAUCGCGAGAGUGAAAGCUUGUUGCAAGAUGAGGAGCGAAGAGCAUAA
Molecule: messenger RNA, 834 nt
Organism: Fusarium coffeatum
Lineage: Eukaryota; Fungi; Ascomycota; Sordariomycetes; Hypocreales; Nectriaceae
Exons: 2
Coding region: 1-834 (277 amino acids)
Biological process (GO): L-cystine transport
Cellular component (GO): fungal-type vacuole; vacuolar membrane
Molecular function (GO): L-cystine transmembrane transporter activity
Source: RefSeq, a predicted model, not a curated record